This is a messenger RNA of Micropterus dolomieu (smallmouth bass), 2056 nucleotides long. RefSeq lists its product as uncharacterized. NCBI's taxonomy places the organism in Eukaryota, Metazoa, Chordata, Actinopteri, Centrarchiformes, Centrarchidae. The record is from RefSeq and is a predicted model, not a curated record. Gene Ontology annotation, molecular function: transmembrane signaling receptor activity. The coding region runs from base 558 to 1328 and encodes 256 amino acids. The transcript is spliced from 6 exons. Gene Ontology annotation, biological process: cell surface receptor signaling pathway.
GCUGAAUCAAUUCUUUAUGUGUAUGUCCAGUCACCAAGACACUCUCCCGACACACAAACAUCUCUCCCCUUAUGUCUUCUUAGUAUGAACACAAAAGCAAAUUGUAAUCACAUAUUUGUCUGAGUUUCUAUUGUAAAACGUGACACUUUGAUCAAUAAUCAAAUGUUAAUCUUGUGGCUCUUUGAAAUUGUUACUGCUUGGCUCAAGGCUGGCAACAAAAAGGGAGGCCUCACACAGAUUACAGAAACAAAAAUGGUUUAUUUAACUCAGACUAAAUUAAAUAAAGGAGCCAAGGCUGGGGUUGAAGGAGCAGGCCAGCAGAGAGAAACUGACUCCCAGAAAGGCUGCCUUUGGUGGCGCUGCAUCAGCUCUUUAUAUAGCUGUAACUUAGUAUUCAAGAGUCUGACUCACUUGAUCUGUGAAAAUCAGCAAGUUUGUGCGACUUUUGAGGUGUUAAGAAGACGCGUUUCCAGCAGGAAGCUGUGGCCUCUAUAUGAUAUAAAUACCGACGAUACAGCACCUCAACCAGCCAGUGAGACAGUAAGCAGCCAAGCAGCAUGGCAAUAACAACUCUCUGUGCUGUCGUUGCCGCUCUGAGCGUCCUUCCCAACAGAUCCCAGUUCUUUCAGUACGAGUCUGUCUCUCUGAGCUGUGGGAAACAGGGAAUCUCUUCUGAGUGGAGCGUUAAGAGGAACACAUCCAAAGACACAAAUGAAGAGUGUCUCAAAUUCUGGGGAAGAAAAAAUUAUUUCCACUGCUUCACAGCUGACCUUUACCCUACAGACACUGGAGUGUACUGGUGUGAGUUUGCAGCAGGAGAGCGCAGUGAAGCCGUCAGCAUCACAGUGACCAGUGGCACUGUGAUCCUGGACAGUCCUGUCCUUCCUGUGAUGGAGGGAGACGAUGUGACUCUGAGCUGCAGAAACAAGAACACCUCCAACCUCAUAGCUGAUUUCUAUAAAGAUGGGCGUCUCAUCAGGAGCAGCUCUACAGGAAACAUGACCAUCCACAGUGUCUCUAAAUCUGAUGAAGGACUCUACAAGUGCAACAUCUCUGGAACUGGAUCACCAGACAGCUGGCUGACUGUCAGAGGACAUCCUGAGCCGCCUAAAUUCUCUCUCGAACACAUUCUACUUCCUGUGGUGGUGGUGAGCCUCUUGUUGAUCUCAGUGAUGCUGCUCUGCCUCUGGAGAAGCCACAAAGGUAAAACUGACCCUGAUGUCUCCUACACUGAUGUGAUUGUCACACAGGAAGAGCAGCCAAACAGAAUCAGAGAUAGAAAAGCUGCACUGACGUUCUACACUAAAGUGAAAGCAGGAAACCACUGACAGGAAACUGCAGCACCAGUACUGUAAAAAUCAUAACUGUAUGGAUUAUACAGAAGAAAUGUGCUUUUAGAGGAAACAGAAACUCUCAGUUUCAUUGUGUAAAUAUCCAGAAUUGGAGAUUUAAAUGUCUGUUUUUGGAGUCGCCCCCACUAACUUGUGAUGAGUCACUGAGUUUCUUUACAGAUAUUUAAAUAAUGAUGUUUGAAUCCAGCAGAUGACUGUAAGUCUAAUAUUCAGCUCCUGAGAAAAAUGUCUGUCUGGUGCUGGACAGGUGGUGCAGUUCGGAUCUAGAAAACAAACAAUGAUCCAGAGUAGACGUAAACUGUCCACACAGCUGACGUUGUCUGUGGAGACCAACCCGUUCUCACAAACCAAACAAAUAAAAACACUCAUUGUUGACUUUUUGUUUCUCACGUGAAACAAACACUGGUCUCUUGAUUGAAAGUCCAGUUUCCAUCCACGCCAAACACCUCCUUACUCAGACUUUACUGUUACAAAUUAUAGACCUUUAGCGUUAUAAAACAAGGCUACGGGGCUCCCCAGUGCGUAACAGAGAUGAUGAUUGAUCGUGUAUCAAUAAAAAACAAUGAUCCUGAGUAGACGUGGGAGUGAGAACGGGUUGUAUUAUUUUGUCACUCUGAGUAACACCUUUUAAUUUCUCUCAUUUCUGACCACAAAGUAUGAAAUGUGUUUUGGAAUCUGUCUUUAAUAAAGAUGAAAAACUAAAA